This is a messenger RNA of Lolium rigidum, 1575 nucleotides long. Its product is annotated as xyloglucan galactosyltransferase KATAMARI1 homolog. The record is from RefSeq and is a predicted model, not a curated record. NCBI's taxonomy places the organism in Eukaryota, Viridiplantae, Streptophyta, Magnoliopsida, Poales, Poaceae. The transcript has a single exon. Bases 1 to 1575 code for a protein of 524 amino acids. Gene Ontology annotation, molecular function: glycosyltransferase activity.
AUGAAGUCUACCACCACUUUUGCGGCAGAGAUCCAGCAAGAUCCAGUGGACGCCGCGGACAAGCCUGACGGCGGCGCGCCCCGGCGGUCUCUGGUAUGCCAUCUCGCCAUUCUCGCCGCCACCUUCUCCGCGUUGGUAUUCUACGCGCACUACGCCGUACAGGGAAACAUGGCGUCCGUCAUCGUGUCAUCCCUUCCCUUGCUGUCCAGCAUCACCGUGGACCAAAAUCCCGGGUCGGCCGAGCUGCCGGUGGCGCUGGAUGGGGAGCGCGCACCGCUCACUCCUCGGGCGACGGUGCUCGAGGCCAACCGAAGCACGAUGAGGGCGCCGGCGCCGGCGAACCGUUGCGACGGCCGGUACAUCUACAUGUACGACAUGCCGGCGCGCUUCAACGAGGACCUUGUCCGCGACUGCGGCAAUCUCCACCCGUGGCUGGACAUGUGCCCGUACGUGGCCAACGACGGCAUGGGGAUGCCGCUGGGCGACGAGGGGGGCGUCUUCCCCGGGCGCGGCUGGUACUCCACCGACCAGUUCAUGCUGGACCUCAUCUUGCACAGCCGGAUGAAGCGGUACGAGUGCCUGACGAACGACUCCUCCCUCGCCGCAGCCGUGUUCGUCCCGUUCUACGCCGGCCUUGAAUCCGGGAGGUUCCUCUACAACCACAGCACCUCCGUGCGGGACGCGCUCCAGCUGGACGCGAUCGAUUGGCUGGUGCGUCGCCCCGAGUGGGCCGCCAUGGGAGGCCGCGACCACUUCUUGGUGGCUGGCCGCACCACGUGGGACUUCCGGCGGAAGGCCGACGUCGACGAGCUGUGGGGCACCAAGCUGCUCAGGUACCCGGCCGUGGAGAACAUGACGGUGCUCGUCCUGGAGACGUCCCCGUGGAACCGGACCAACCUGGCCAUACCAUACCCGACUUACUUCCACCCGGGGACCGCCGCCGACGUGUUGGCCUGGCAGGAGAAGGCGCGGAAGACGGAGCGGAGGUGGCUCUUCUCCUUCGCCGGCGCCCCGCGGCCGGGCAGCAACAAAACCGUCCGCGCGGAGAUCAUCCGACAGUGCCGCGCGUCGAGCGGCUGCAAGCUCUUCCACUGCGGCGGCGGCGUCGUGGGUGGCGGCGCGGCCGACUGUAACUCGCCAGCCGGCGUGAUGCGCGUGUUCGAGAGCUCGCAGUUCUGCCUCCAGCCGCGCGGGGACACGGCGACCCGGCGGUCAACGUUCGACGCCAUCGUCGCGGGCUGCAUCCCGGUCUUCUUCCACCCCGGCUCGGCGUACACCCAGUACACGCUGCACUUCCCGAGAGACCACGGCAGGUACUCGGUGCUCAUCCCGCAUGCCGGCCUGACGGCGCGGAACGUGAGCAUAGAGGAGACGCUGAGGAAGAUCUCGCCGGAGGAGGUGAGGAGGAUGAGGGAGGAGGUCAUCGGGCUCAUCCCAAGGGUGGUGUACGCGGACCCCAGAUCGAGGCGGGUGGGCUUCAAGGACGCGUUCGAUGUCGCGGUGGAGGCCGUCAUUGAUCGGGUGGCGAAGCGUCGGCGGGGCGAGGGGGCCGACGUCCGGGAGCGGGAGCACUGA